AUGACUUCCCGGCUCUUCUCCUCGUCGCUCUCCGCCGUCUCCAGACCUCUCGCCGUCGCACGACGCCCACCACAGCCCGUCGUUCGCGCCCACGCCCGCUGGGAGUCCACCAUCGACAGCGCCGUCGCGGCAAAGGCCAAGGUCCACAAGACUCUCCCCGACUUUUCGAUGGCGAACAAAGUCUGCAUGGUCACAGGCGCCGCUCGCGGCCUGGGCAACGAGUUCUGCCGCGCGUUCAUCCAGUCUGGCUGCACGCAGCUCGCCAUCCUUGAUCUCAAGGAGGAGGAGGCAGCCGACGCAGCCGCUGAGCUCACCAAGGCCGCAUGCGUUGACAGUGACAUGGUGGAGAGUGACUACAGCAUUAUGGGAAUCGGCUGCGACGUCUCGAGCGAGCUCUCAGUGCAGCAGGCAUUCCGUCGAGUGAUGGACAGCUAUGGGCGUAUAGACUCGGUCGUUGCGUCAGCUGGAAUUGUCGAGAACUACUCCGCGUUCGACUACCCGUUCGACCGGAUAAAGCGGUUGUACGACAUCAACGUCCACGGCGCGUUCUUCACGGCACGGGAAGCGGCACGUAACAUGAUCCCACAGGGCGGAGGGAGCAUUGUGCUCGUGGGUAGCAUGAGUGCCAACAUCGUGAACAUCCCGCAGCCACAAACGCCUUACAACGCGGCCAAAGCCGCGGUAAAGCACAUGGCGGCCAGCUUGGCAGUGGAAUGGGCAAAGAAGGGCGUGCGCGUCAACUGCCUCAGCCCCGGCUACAUGUUGACCAAGCUUACCCGCACCAUCCUCGCCCACGACCAGGAGCUCAAGAAAACAUGGGAGAGCCUCACGCCGAUGGGCAGGAUGGGUGAGCCAGAGGACUUGGCGGGUGCGAUCAUUUUCCUCGCCAGCGACGCAUCUCGUUUCAUGACCGGCUCCGAAAUCCGUGUCGACGGUGGCUACUGCAUCAUUUAA
Molecule: messenger RNA, 954 nt
Organism: Laetiporus sulphureus 93-53
Lineage: Eukaryota; Fungi; Basidiomycota; Agaricomycetes; Polyporales; Laetiporaceae
Product: NAD(P)-binding protein
Exons: 11
Coding region: 1-954 (317 amino acids)
Cellular component (GO): intracellular anatomical structure
Molecular function (GO): oxidoreductase activity, acting on NAD(P)H, oxygen as acceptor
Source: RefSeq, a predicted model, not a curated record